AUGCGGAGAUUAAAAACGAGACGGAAAGCCGAACUGUCGGCAUCGAGAAGGGUCGAGCGAAGAGUGUUCCUCUUGGCAACAAGGGUGCUUAGACGGUCUGGCCACGCCGACGGGAUAUCAAAUGUCUGCAGCACUCACGGUCUAAACGGUGAAAUUAGCUCCCCAAAACCACCCAACCCGAAUAAAGGGAACAAAGGGUCAUUUUCAACUGAUAACAGGCCAUCACCACCGCCGCUAAUUCCCUAUUCUAGCAAAUCCAUGACAACCUCGGAGAAAGCUAGUAGUGCUUCAACGGCGAGUGUUAUCCCAAAGAACUCUAUUCAACAAGUUAAGGAUUUAAUCGAGACCCAUGAGUUCAUGAGAGCUCUGAAGAUCAUCCAAGCUCUACAAUCCGAAUAUCCACAUUCUGCCCAGUUGUUGGUACUCGAGGCACUUGUGUAUGAAACAACUAGCCACAGUCGAACACUGGCAGUUUGCUUGGAAGCCAAAAAACCAUUUUUGAACGUCUUGGACGGAGUGUUUUAUCAUUUAUUCAACAAACAAGUGGACGCUUAUGACUUUUCUGAACCAGAAGCCCUGUUAGUGUACAUUUCUGUAACGGAACAGCAGGCCAAGUGUGACAUUGCUCAUGAAAUCCUGUUCAACUUGGGUUCAACACUUGUGGUAGCUGAAGUUUGUAGGCGACGUUUAAAGGGUGGUAGGCUUCUAUCUCAUUUAUGCGACUAUGGUGCUGCUGCGGAGGUCUUGGGACAAAAGUUUGAGUCUUGUAAGGUUCUAAAUGGUGGCAGCCCUGGUGAUUGGGAAUCAAUCAUCAACAAUUUGGGACAACUACUUGAGGAUGAUAGCAAAUGGUGUGCUGCAACAAAUGACAAUCAAAUCCACCUGCCGAUGUUUUUUGUGUGCGAGUUAUCUCAAUUCACUUCAGAAAUGUCGAGGAUUGGAAGAAGCUCCCCUGUUUACAAUAAGGAAUAUAAUAGUUUGCCGUAUCAGAGAAAAAAAUACAAGUUGGAGGAAGCUGUACCUGAAUACUUCAACAGGCUUGGUUCUAAUGGUGGAAUGUCGCUUCGAGUUUUAACCAAUGCUGAAGAGGGGUGGGUGUGUACACAUAUAUCUCACUAUCAGACACGUGUAUAUAAAAAGAUACGUGGAAAGCAUGUAGGCCAAAACAUCAAAACAUGAUGCGCUACGAAACACCAAAUAAACCCCGAGGAGU
Molecule: messenger RNA, 1213 nt
Organism: Papaver somniferum (opium poppy)
Lineage: Eukaryota; Viridiplantae; Streptophyta; Magnoliopsida; Ranunculales; Papaveraceae
Exons: 10
Coding region: 1-1179 (392 amino acids)
Source: RefSeq, a predicted model, not a curated record